GGCAACAUCGACGAAGAAUUGUCAAUAAUUAUAUCGGCGGACUACCCACAACCGUUGAUAUUCACCGCUAAAACCUUGAGUUUUACUUUCUCACUAGCAGAUUUGUUGUAAUUGCCGGUGGAUAGUGUUCGAGGUCCAGCUACGUUAUAAACCGAAACCUUAUCAUGACUAUCGACUUGUACUACGUUCCGGGUGGUGCACCUUCUAGAAAUGUUUUGCUCGCAGCUAAAGCUGUAGGAGUGGAACUUAACCUAAUUCGUCUCGAUUUGAUGAAAGGCGAACAUCUAUCACCAGAAUUUCUUAAGAUUAAUCCCCAACAUACUGUACCUACAUUGAACGACAAUGGUUUCGCUUUAUGGGAAAGUCGAGCCAUCAUGACUUAUCUGGCAGAUCAAUAUGGCAAAGACGACAGUUUGUAUCCCAAGGAUCCGAAGAAGAGGGCUAUCGUCGACCAAAGAUUAUAUUUCGACAUGGGAACUUUAUUUGCAAGUUUUGCCGAUUAUUAUUAUCCCAUGAUUUUUAUGGGGGCCAGUGCCGAUUCUGCUAAAUUCGAAAACAUCGGAAAGGCAUUCGAGUUUUUGGAUAAAUUUGUUGGCAAUAGUGACUUCGCUGCAGGCAACAAUCUUACUCUGGCCGAUCUAGCGCUCGUUUCAACAGUUUCCAGUUUUGACAUAAUGGACUACGAUCUUACUCCUUACAAAAACGUAGUUAGAUGGUAUGCAAAGGUCAAGAAAACUGCCCCAGGCUAUGAAGAAGCCAACGAGAAGAACUUGAAAGAAUUUAAAGCUUUAGUUGAUCAAUUAACAAUAUUCACUUACUGUGUGAACAAACUCGAUGUUUCGGCAUUAUUGUGCCUUUCCGAAGAUUCAGUUAUUGUUAAAUGUACUAAACUUACUUUAAGAUACUCCGGUGUAAGAUUUUCUCCAUUCAUCACAUUAGUACGUAUAAGGUUGAGAUCGACGCCUAAAGCUCUAGCCGCAAGCAAUACACUUCGGGAAGUUGCAGCUCCUGCCGCCACUUUUUUGUACCUGUGUGCUCUUUAUUCGGCAAUUAUAUCAAAACCAACCAUUACUAUGACUAUCGAUUUAUACUAUAUUCCUGGAGCUGCUCCUUCAAGAAACGUUUUGUUAGCAGCUAAAGCUGUAGGAGUUGAACUCAAUCUAAAACGUGUUAAUGUGAUGAAAGGGGAACAACUUACACCAGAAUUUGUAAAGUUGAAUCCACAACACACUCUACCGACGUUAAACGACAACGGAUUCGUUUUAUGGGAAAGUAGAGCUAUUAUGACAUAUCUGGCAGACAAAUACGCCAAAAACGAUAGUCUUUAUCCGAAGGAUGUUCAAAAAAGAGCUCUAGUCGACCAAAGAUUAUACUUCGACAUGGGAACUUUAUACGCAAGUUUUUUUGAUUAUUACAUACCGGUGAUAUUUCGUGGAGCAAGCAUCGAUCCUGCUAAGUAUGAAAAGAUUGGAAAGGCUUUCGAAUUUCUAGACACAUUUAUAGGCAACAACGAUUUCGCAGCCGGUGAUAAUCUCACUUUAGCCGACCUAUCUCUCGUUUCAACAGUAUCAAGUUUCGAUAUUAUGGAUUAUGAUUUUAGUUCAUACAAAAACGUCGUUAGGUGGUACGGUAAAGUUAAAGCAACCGCCCCCGGUUACGAAGAAGCAAAUGCCAGAAAUGUACGAGAAUUUAGAGUUAUAGCUGAUCAAGUGAGAAAACUGUAAUGAAUCCAUUUCUGUUUUAUUAAAUAUAUUUUCAUAAAAAAGA
Messenger RNA from Diorhabda sublineata, 1767 nucleotides. RefSeq lists its product as uncharacterized. Gene Ontology annotation, molecular function: glutathione transferase activity. The record is from RefSeq and is a predicted model, not a curated record. The transcript has 9 exons. Gene Ontology annotation, biological process: glutathione metabolic process. Bases 165 to 1724 code for a protein of 519 amino acids. NCBI's taxonomy places the organism in Eukaryota, Metazoa, Arthropoda, Insecta, Coleoptera, Chrysomelidae.